ACCCUUUUGUCAAUGCUGAUUUCCGCCUACCCCCUCGCAGCCGUCACGCCCAGCGUUCUGUCCGCGGUCGGGAACCUGACGGCGUACAUGCGCGCAGCGCUGAGCAGGGCUCUGCGCUCUUCGUGGCUUCGCGAUCGUACUCGCAGUGCGGCGCUUCGAAAAGCGGCCUCCAUGGGGGUAACUCUGGGAUUCCCCGACCGCUUCUCGCGCGAGUCCCAGCUGAACGCGUACUUCGCCACGCUGGAUGACGUUCGCCCCCGACAAGUCGCUGUCGUCCUGGUUGGCACUGCGCCGUUUCCUGCAGGAACAACUACGACAAACUGAGGGCGACCAAGUUGACCUGGCUGUUGCGUACGCGCACAAGGUGAACGCGUACUACCUGUCCGGCAACCGGGUGCUGGUUCCCGCGGGCAUCAUCCAAGAGCCCGUCUAUUUCCACGACGCUGCCGACGCCUACAACUACGGCUCACUAGGACAGGCUGUUGGGCACGAGAUGAUGCAUGCGUUCGACACGGGUGGUCGGAAACUGGACGAAGACGGGAAGCCGUGGUCCUGGACCGCCACGGCGAACCGCGAAUACGAAGAGAGACUGAAGUGCAUCCGCCGCAGCCACGUUGAGGUUGAACAGAAGCUGCUUGCCUCGGAGCCUGGCGUCGGUCAGGACCCGGAGAACCUGGCCGACUUCUCCGGAGCCCCGCUGGCGUACGACGCGUUCCAGUCGCUGCCCAGCCGCAGGCGCGCUCUCACGGUGGCUGGGUUCGGCUCUGAGCAGCUCUUCUUCAUCGGCCACUGCGUCAAGUGGUGCCGUUCGCUGACUCUGCAUCGGAGCGAAGGAUACGCCAGAGGUCGCUCGCGAUGCAUCGUGCCGCUCAUGCACAUGCCCCAGUUCUCGGUGGCCUUCAGAUGCAGCGCGAACGAUUACAUGAACCCGGAGCGCAAGUGCUCCUUCUGGUAGACUGAAC
Molecule: messenger RNA, 962 nt
Organism: Rhipicephalus sanguineus (brown dog tick)
Lineage: Eukaryota; Metazoa; Arthropoda; Arachnida; Ixodida; Ixodidae
Product: endothelin-converting enzyme 1
Exons: 4
Coding region: 245-955 (236 amino acids)
Biological process (GO): protein processing
Cellular component (GO): plasma membrane
Molecular function (GO): metalloendopeptidase activity
Source: RefSeq, a predicted model, not a curated record